GCCCCGCGGAACACGAGGCUGGAGAAAUGGCGGCUCCGAAAUCAUCCGUGCCCGGCGUGAAUGGGAUGAACGGCGCCAUGUAUGCCCCAGACAAUGCCGCUAAUGCGUUCCACGAGUACAAGUACUUUUUGAGCAACGCCAUUGACUGUGAGGUCAUGUUCUUCCUGUCCUCGAUUGACUUGCCGCCUGCAAAGCUAGUUGAUGCUGGGACGUCCGCGCGGUCUCCACUCUCGCAAAAUCUACACCAAAUGCUAGGCUCGCCGUCGGAUUUGCGCAACUCCCCUAUGAGCGAAGUGUUCGUGACGGCCCAGAUCUUUGCCGAUGGAAUCCCCAUGCACCCCAUGACAAUCAACACGAAAUAUCCUAGCCAAUGCAAAGAAUCGUCCAUCGUAUGGAGCGAAUGGCUCACGCUUCCGAUGAAGUUUAAGGACCUGCCUCGGAACACCGUCAUUGCUCUGACGCUGUGGGGUGUGAAUCAAGUCCCGAUCGGCGGCACGACAUUCUCUCUCUUUGCACCCAACGGGUGCUUGAAGGAUGGCACGCAGUGUCUCCGCGUGUGGCCUGGCGUCGAGGCCGAUCCGCAGCUCGACACGACAACACCGUCCGAGUACAGCGAUCCGAACAACGAAGUUCUCACACGUCAGAUGGAGUGUUUUCGCCUCGACAAGGCGCGGGAGCGGUACGAACGGCGCGACAUGCAGCGCAGCGACUGGAUGGACCGCGUGACGAACCGGCGAAUCUCGCGCAUCCGUCGGAGCAGCGACUUUCCCGGUCCCAAGGAUGACUUUCCGUCCUUUUGUCAGCUGCGCGAGGAGCCGUGCCUGUGGAUAGAACUGCCCUACUUUGGCCACACCGUCGUCUACGAAGAAGAACCGUACGCCCUUCGGAACGUGUCCUUUGCCGCGUUUCCUUAUGGCGACGCAUCGUCCAAGGCGGCUUCUUCCAACGCCAUUGCGAGCAAUCCCAUGCCGUCAGAAUUGCCGACGCCGUCGUCGGCCAAGAUGCCCAUGCUGCGCAACCUGGUUGACAUGGACGCGACCUUGAUUCCUGUAUGGGACCCCGACCUGAACGAAGAAAACCCGGCCGAGCGCAAGUACCGCAAACUCGCACGCGAUAUUUUGCGCGGCUCGAUUGACCCAAACUUGAAGCCGAGUCGCGAGGAACAGUUUUCGAUCGAGGCGUUGCUGAGCUCGUCCAGCGACCAGCUCAAGAACGACGAGAAGGACCUGCUGUGGAAGUUUCGGUACACGUUGGUCGAGAACCGCCGAGCGAUCGUCAAGUUUUUGCUCAGCGUCGACUGGCUCGACGAGACGGAAGUCACCCUCACGACCGAACUGCUGCAUGCAUGGUGCGACAUUGACAUUGCCGACGCGCUCAAGCUCCUUGGCCCGCGGAAAGAGUUCAAGAGCGACGUCGUGCGCAAGUUUGCCGUCGCCGCGCUCGCCAAAGCCCGCAACGACGAUCUCCUCGACUUUUUGCUCCAGCUCGUGCAAGCGAUGCGGUACGAAAAGUUCAACAAGUACGAGAGCCAACUCGGGCCGCUCGCGCGAUUUCUCGUGUCCCGCGCGUGCACGAAUUUCAAAAUGGCCAACUACUUUUACUGGUACCUCCAAGUCGAGCUGUCGGACCGCCGCGACGGCGAAAUGUUCCAACAUGUUCUCAACGUCAUGCUGGAAGAAAUGAAGCUGUCGGAGGACCGGUUGGCCAUCUACAACAUGCUCGCGACCCAGAACGAGUACAUGUCUCGCAUCAUGGCGUCGCAUCUGCGCGCGCGGGAAGAGCGCGGCCGCCGGGACCAAAAGGAAGAAAAGCUGCGCUCGUAUUUCAAGCAAAUGCCGUGGCCGAAAGGCGUCCACAUUCGCCUCCCGUCCGACCCGUCGAUCCACUUGAGCGGCCUUGUGUCGUCGUCCGCCAAGAUGUUCAAGAGUGCCAUGUAUCCAUGCGUCGUGGAUUUCACAACCGUCUUGCCCGAUCCCCACGACCAUCACGAGGAAUCGGAAGCGUCGUCGCUGCGCGAGUCGCUGGCCGCCACCAACCCGGCGCUGCACAACCAGCAUUCGAUCAUCGGAGGGGCGGCGCGCAAGCACGCCCAUCUGCGGGAAGGGCCUGUAUGCAAAGUCAUGAUCAAGAACGGCGACGACUUGCGGCAGGACCAGUUGAUCAUGCAGCUCAUCAUACUCAUGGAUCGACUGCUGAAGAAGGUCAACCUCGACAUGAAGCUGACGCCAUACCGUGUAUUGGCGACAUCGACGACGGCAGGGCUCAUGGAGUUUGUUGUCGACUCGAUGGCGUUCAAGGACGUGAUCUCCAAGUACAAGACGGUGCAGGAUUUUCUCCGGACGCACAACCCCGACCCGAACGGGUGGGAAGGCAUUUCGGUCGAUGCCAUCACGACGUACGUCAAGUCGCUCGCGGGGUACUGCGUCAUCACGUACAUCUUGGGGAUCGGCGACCGGCACUUGGACAACCUGAUGAUGAAGACACAAGGCCACUUGUUCCAUAUCGAUUUUGGGUUUGUGUUUGGGUCGGAUCCGAAGCCAUUUCCACCGCCAUUCAAGUUGACCAAGGAAAUGGUCGAAGGCAUGGGCGGGCGCAAGAGUGAAAACUACCAGCGCUUCAAGACCUAUUGCUGCCAAACGUACAAUUGGCUGCGCAAGAGCGCGACCAUGAUCAUGAGUCUGCUCCACUUGAUGAUUGAUGCUGGCAUCCCCGAACUCGCCAACGAUCCCCUCACGACUCUCGCCAAGGUCCAAGAACGCUUUCGACUCGACAUGACGGACGAACAGGCGGAAGCGCACUUUUUAAGCCUCAUUAGCGACAGUGUCACGGCGCUGUUUCCGAUCGUGGUGGACCUCGUCCACAACAUUGCUGGCGCACUCAGGUAGACGCGCGCUCUAAUCCCUGCGCAGCGUUGGCAAGCCAAAUAUAUCGAUCGCUAUCGUUGCACGACGCAGGAUUCGCUGCGGCACGUACAUGUCUGCAUCGUGGCUGGACGACGUAACGUGAAACUAUUGUCAAUUGUGUGAGUGUGCGUG
Molecule: messenger RNA, 3035 nt
Organism: Aphanomyces invadans
Lineage: Eukaryota; Oomycota; Saprolegniomycetes; Saprolegniales; Verrucalvaceae
Exons: 5
Coding region: 27-2885 (952 amino acids)
Biological process (GO): phosphatidylinositol-mediated signaling; autophagosome assembly; phosphatidylinositol-3-phosphate biosynthetic process
Cellular component (GO): membrane; peroxisome; endosome
Molecular function (GO): 1-phosphatidylinositol-3-kinase activity
Source: RefSeq, a predicted model, not a curated record